Antechinus flavipes (yellow-footed antechinus) is the source of this 4515-nucleotide messenger RNA. RefSeq names its product SSX family member 2 interacting protein (gene SSX2IP). The record is from RefSeq and is a predicted model, not a curated record. The transcript is spliced from 15 exons. NCBI's taxonomy places the organism in Eukaryota, Metazoa, Chordata, Mammalia, Dasyuromorphia, Dasyuridae. Bases 1968 to 3815 code for a protein of 615 amino acids.
UGUUUGGGUAAAAUAAUACCUAAUGUGUUACUAUUUAAGAAAAAUGGCCAAAAGAAAGUACUAAGUGUAUUUAAAGUUAUUUUAAAAUGAGAGAGCAGGUGAUAAUCUUCUCUUUCUUUGCAUUUUAAGUGCUCAGUACCAGUGCCUGGCACAUAGUAGGUUGCUUAUUGACUUGUGACUUUUGAAGACCAAGAGAGAUGAGGCUAAUCGAGAUCUUGAUCUGUGAUGGGUAUUUUGGUCGUUUUUUCGAGAGUUUUCAUUUCGGCAUCAUUCUUCUGGGUAAACCGACCGACUUUUCUUUUUUCCCUUUCUUUCUGCAUUCUCUCAUGACCAAUUCGGUAGUAUUGGUUGAAAGGUACGAGAAUCAUUCCAUUUGCCUCUCAGAUUCCCACUUCCAUUAGCCCUUUACUUAGCGACUGGUUUGAUGCAGUAACGGGACCAUUACUUUGUCCAUUUCCAAAACCGUCCUCUCACAAAAAUUUCACCCUAGCAAAUCGGAAAGUCUUUUUGGUAUGAAACUUGUACUUUUCACAACUACAUUUUCUUCUCACUCUCUUCUGACUUUAUGGAAAGUCUUGGAUUUGAAAAACAACUCCAAGACAGUUCUCGAGAGUGGCAAACUUUUGUUUUUAUCUCGAUUUAUUAUUUUACUCGGAGCAAACUGCCAAGAAUCAUAUUAAAAUGCUAAACUUGCAUUUUAAUGCCUCCUCUUCUAAGUCUCUUAGCUUCGAUAACAUUUAUCGUUUUACAAGGCGUCUUGGUUUUAUUUUGUUUUUUAAACUUCAAUCCUUUGCUUGCCACGUUUGUUCUUCUAUCCUCUCCUUUUACAAAUCCUUUCUCUUGCUUUUUUUAUCUUCCAGGGCAUCCACAGGGGCACAUAUAAGAAAAACGAAGAGAGGACUAGUUUCUAUCAUCUCUGCUCUUGAUAUUUCUAGCAUGCCAAACCACGCACAUGGGUCGAUCUACACAUUUUUUUUACUGUGUAGGUAGAGUUUUGACAUUCCUUCUGUUUAUAGGAUUCAGAGAGGCACAUCAAAUCUUGAUCAAUUUUCCUUCUGUCAUAAGUUGCUCUUAUUUUCUUUCUCUAUACUUUCUGGUCUAUUUUAGGCGUGCCAACUUCUUCUUUUUUGGAGCGUUGUCUGUAUCCACGCAUCUCUUGACUCUGACCUAAUUCUGGAAGUCAAUUAUUGUUGUUCUAUCGGUCUCCUUUUGCCAAAACUCAUGGUUGGGCUCCAGGAAGAGGAAAAAACCUUCUCCGUCUAGAGUUGUUGGCGCGUGUUCACUUAGACCCUUUAGAAAAUGUAGCCCAGAAAUGCCCUCUCAUCUGCAUCCCGAGCAAGGACCUGAAGUGCGAGUGGAGCAGAGAGUGGGAGAACCAGGACAGCCCUCGCCGGGUGAUUCACAGGAUCUAACAGGUGCGUAGCUGCAGCUGCGCUCCCAUCCUAAGCCUAGAGUGUGGGGAAUAAGACUUUUCAGGGGGAAGGGGGUGGAGCGAAUAGGGAGGCCCAAUCAGGUCAAUGUAGGCCGCCGUUAUUCAUCUCCUAGCAACUAAGGGAUCCAAUGGGAAGGAACUUAGGUAGAGGGAAGCGCGGGGGAGGGGUGGGAACAGUUCAAACCUGCGGCCCUAGGGAGGGGAGGCAGUGCAGAAGGGGGCGGAGCCUAAACUGGGGAGACAGUCGAAGAGGCGGGGCCUAGGAAAGGGAGGCUCAGCCUGAGGCGCCUCAUUCUUGGGCCUGGCAGUUGGGGAUUGUAGCUGCUGAGGGGAGUCUGGUGGUCCUAAGCGAGGAGCCCCUCACCCCCCCCCCCCGCUCGUGGGGGGGGCCAUGACUGAACUACUGUGAAGACAUCAUUUCUGAAUUUAUAGAUAUAAGAAAAACCAAGUUCAGAUGAUGCCUACAUAGAAGCAAUUGGACUGAAUGCAUUAUUGCUGAGCCAGUCACUCAGGUAUCCUAGCUGAUUUGGUUGCUAUGGGAGAUUGGAAAACUAUUACAGUGCCAAUUCCAUCAUCAGAAAGCAAAAAUAUAUCUCAGUUUACCUCAGAAACCAAUAUGUCUCCUUCAAGUUUAUACUCACAGCAAGUUCUGUGUCCUUCACUACCUUUGGCAAAGAGUGUGCACAGUUUUUUCAGGGCUUUCUGCACAGAAGAGAAUGUUGACCAGAGUAUAUCCUAUCUUGAUCAGGAGCUGACUACUUUAGGUUUUCCUUCAUUAUGUGAAGAGUCCAAAGGUAAAGAGGUUAAAAGAGACUUAAAUAUAGUUGCAGUUUUAAAUUGUAUCCAUGAACUACUUGUACUUCAUCGAAAGAACCUCCUAGCUCAGGAAAAUGUGGAAACACAGAAUUUGAAACUGGGAAGUGAUAUGGACCAUCUGCAGAACUGCUAUUCCAAGCUGAAGGAACAACUAGAAACAUCUAGGAGGGAAAUGAUUGGGCUUCAGGAGAGAGACAGACAGCUACAAGGCAAGAACAGAAACUUGCACCAGUUGCUUAAAAAUGAGAAGGAUGAGGUACAAAAAUUACAGAAUAUCAUUGCGAGUCGGGCAACUCAGUAUAAUCAUGAUAUGAAGAGAAAAGAGCGUGAAUAUAACAAGCUAAAGGAACGUCUUCAUCAACUUGUUAUGAAUAAAAAGGAUAAAAAAACAGCUAUGGAUAUUUUAAAUUAUGUAGGGAGAGCAGAUGGAAAGAGAGGAGCCUGGAGAACUGGCAAAACUGAAGCUAGGAAUGAAGAUGAAAUGUAUAAAGUUCUGUUGAAUGACUAUGAACAACGCCAGAAACAAAUUCUGUUGGAAAAUGCUGAGCUCAAGAAAGUUCUUCAGCAAAUGAAAAAGGAAAUGAUUUCUCUUCUGGCGCCACAAAAGCAAAAACCUAAAGAAAAGGCUGAAGAUAGUCCCGGGGCUGUCCAGUCAGAUGUUGAAGAAGAUACUUCAGAACUAAGUAAAGAAAAUAUGUGGGAACUCUCCUGUGAAACUGUGAGAGAGCAGCUUACUAAUAGCAUUAGAAAACAGUGGAGAAUUCUGAAAAGUCAUGUGGAAAAACUUGAUAACCAAGUGUCAAAGGUACACUUAGGAGGCUUUAAGGAUGAAGAAGUUAUCUCAAGACAGGAUCAUGAACAAGAAACUGAAAAAUUGGAGUUGGAAAUUCAACAAUGCAAGGAAAUGAUCCAGACUCAACAACAACUUUUACAGCAGCAAUUCACCACUGCAUGUGAUGAUGACACCUCCUCAUUAUUACAAGACUGUUAUUUAUUGGAAGAAAAAGAACGUCUAGAAGAAGAAUGGGCCUUAUUUAAAGAACAAAAAAAGAACUUUGAGAAAGAAAGACGGAGUUUUACAGAAGCUGCUAUCCGACUAGGACUAGAGAGAAAGGCCUUUGAAGAAGACCGAGCUGGUUGGCUAAAGCAACAGUUUUUAAACAUGACUUCUUUUGACAACAAGAAUUCAGAAAAUGGGAAACCUCAAAGUGCCUUCUCAGGAAGUUCUGAUCAGGACAAUCUAACACUAUAUUCCAAGCCUGGACAAAAAUUUUAUUCUGUGUCUAGCGAGUCUUCAGUAUGCACAUCUAAACUCACUAAAUCUCUGCCUGUUUCCCCUUCUACUUCAGAGCUUUUCCAGACAAUUCACCAUUUAUCAACAAAUAGUUCAAGCAGGGUACUGAGUGUAACCACAGAAGACACUAAACCAAAUCAGGUUGGAAGGGAAUGCACGACUCAGAGAUGGAGCAUGGCAUCAAGAUCGGACUCACAGGAAGGAGGCUGCUCUGGUUCACGCUCUUUGGCUUGUACAGAUUCAUCCAUAGAACACAGAGAUGGCUUACCAUAGGCAUAUCGAGUGGAAUGUGCUUGGUUAAGUUAAUGUGUUCCUAAAUUCUCUUGUCUAAGAUGCAAAGUGGGAUAAACUUGAUAUCAUAUUUAAUGGUUUUAAGAAAGGUUGUCUUGAAUUUUGUUCUGAAUUCCCUAUACUAUUCCCCAAAGAACUGAAAUGUUAUCUAUUGAAAAAGAUACAAAAGCUUUGGAUUUUUAGUAACAGAAACUUCUGGUUCUGUGAAUAAAGGAAUGUAGACACAUUUCAGAUGGAAAGUGAAGCACUAGAAAAAGGAGCACUUCCUUUUAUUGAUAUUAAAAGUAGCACUUUUAGGAAACCAAUUAUUGUAAAUGUUUAACUUUGUCUACAGUAUAACUGGCAUUGGAAGUUUUGCCUUUACUUGAAUGUAAAAUGUAGAUUUUUAACAAAGCAAGCUCUAUAUUUAUUACGUCUUGUGUGAUUUGAAAUUGCCUCUUUCAUAUGUUUUAAAUUGAGAUUUAUGUAUGUUUUGUAUAUAGUUAUACAUGAUUAUGUUAAGAUGCUUUAAAAUUUAAUAAUUUCAUGCAUCCAUAAUCAUAAUAUUUUACAAUGCCAAUUUAAACCUUUUUUAGUAAUAUUCUGUUUACAGAUGUAUUAGGGCUAUUGCCAUAUUACAUUAAAGGACUGGACUUUUUAAAUAUAUCUGGGCAAUAAAUGUGAAAAAACUAUUCUUAUGAAA